This is a messenger RNA of Laccaria bicolor S238N-H82, 348 nucleotides long. RefSeq lists its product as uncharacterized. Bases 1 to 348 code for a protein of 115 amino acids. NCBI's taxonomy places the organism in Eukaryota, Fungi, Basidiomycota, Agaricomycetes, Agaricales, Hydnangiaceae. The transcript is spliced from 3 exons. The record is from RefSeq and is a predicted model, not a curated record.
AUGUUCAGUCGACGAAAGCUUGGCGAUUUGUUGGCGAUGUUCGGAGGUGUUGCGGAGGUGUUGACUGGUGUUGACUGGGGGUUUGUUUGCACUUGCUGGUCGACCACCUCGCGGGCCGCUGGCGGAAAUCGGGUUGGAGCAGAAGGCACAUCACCGUCAGACCAUCACAGUCAGCCUUUCUCAAGCGACAAAGAAACUUUCAAUAGGAGUGCUAGGGGCAUACAAGCGUCCGGUCGCGACUCUACCCCAACCCCGCGGAGAAAUGACGUCGACGGCUUCACUCGUCCUUUCUCCACUAGGCAUUUGACAGCUUUACAUACCCCAUCGGAAUUUGAAGCAGGAAAAUGA